Candidula unifasciata is the source of this 558-nucleotide messenger RNA. NCBI's taxonomy places the organism in Eukaryota, Metazoa, Mollusca, Gastropoda, Stylommatophora, Geomitridae. The record is from the annotation of a GenBank genome assembly.
AUGUCUCACAUUCAUGUCUCACAUUCAUGUCUACCAUCCAUGUCUCACAUCCAUGUCUCACAUUCAUGUCUCACAUCCAUGUCUCACAUUCAUGUCUACCAUCCAUGUCUCACAUCCAUGUCUCACAUUCAUGUCUCACAUUCAUGUCUCACAUUCAUGUCUCAUAUUCAUGUCUUCCAUUCAUGUCUCACAUCCAUGUCUACCAUCCAUGUCUCACAUUCAUGUCUACCAUCCAUGUCUCACAUCCAUGUCUCACAUUCAUGUCUCACAUUCAUGUCUCACAUUCAUGUCGCACAUCCAUGUCUCACAUUCAUGUCUCACAUUCAUGUCUCACAUCCAUGUCUCACAUCAAUGUCUCACAUCUAUGUCUCACAUCCAUGCCUCACAUUCAUGUCUCACAUUCAUGUCUCACAUCCAUGUCUCACAUUCAUGUCUCACAUCCAUGUCUCACAUCCAUGUCUCACAUCCAUGUCUCACAUCCAUGUCUCACAUCCAUGUCUCACAUCCAUGUCUCACAUAGUUGUUGCUUUUUGGGAACUUGUAUGGCUACCUGCAUAA